UUUUAUAUGGUUAACUGGUUAAAUACAUGUGUUGUUUUGUUUCUCUUGUCCAUGAUAGGGACAAUGACUUAACGCCUAUCGAGGGUGGUCAGCUUUCCAACAACAAAGUGUGCUCCGGACACUCUAGUAACCGUUGUGCGAAUAAUAGUAAUAAUAAUAAUGGUAACAAUAACAAUAACGUGGGUGGCCCGCUGAUGUCCGCGGUGGCGCAUCUGAACGGUCAAGUGAGCGGUAUGAGUGGUAGCCGGGGGUUGGCGGGCACGUCGUCGCACACCGGCGGCGCGGCGUCCUCGAACUCGAUAGUGUUUAGCGCGGCCGAGCCGUGCAACCCCCUGCCGUCGUUGACCACCAGUAGUAAUCCGUUCAACCACUUUUCGGGGAACAUGGACUUGGAAUUCGAGCUGUUCCCCAGUUCCACCUGGGACUUGGACAGCAGCAGCGGGUGGGCGGAUAGGCCCGAGUCGAGAGCGAGCGGGCCACCGAAUUCACGACCAUCCUCCCAGCCAGCCCCGACAUCUCCGAGCCCCCAGGGGACCUUCUCUAAUUCGGCGGUGGCGCCUCACUGCAGUCCCCUACGCGCGUUCAGCCCGACCUCGGCCAACGCCGCUCACACCUUCAGUAAUUCCUUCUCCCUCAGUCCGCUUCAGGAGACGACCUCCUCCUUGACGAACAGCGCCGCUAGUAGUAGUGUUAGUGCCAACGGACCGGCGCCCGGAUUGACGGCCAAGAGGCAGGACGAGGGGAAGAGCACCACCGCGACCGGUUGCCCGCCCGCCGCCAACCAAUCCGUCAUCGAGGGAAACAACGCGAGGACCAAUAAUCCCGCCUCCACGCCGCCUGUCGCGCCCGCACCGGCCCAAACUACCGCGACCGUUGUCGAAACUCAGAACAGUGUCGUGUCCACCGAGUCCGGUAGACUGAGAAACUUGUUGACCAAGGGCGGUAGUGCUAGUGAGGAAACUCAGGACAAUACGAGUAACGAUACCGAGAGCCAAAACAAGCAUAGGAUAUUAAAGAUUUUGUUGAAUCAACAAGAUGAGGACGAUUUUCAUCCGGAGCAUAAUAACAAAGUGCGCACGAGCCCUAGCAACAUGCCCAAACCGAGCAUCGACCAUUCCAAAUCGUCGCUUGGAAAUAAUAUGCUGUUACAGCUAUUGAACGAAAAGAACGACGACGAGGACGAGGAGGCUCGCGCUGGCUUGAAAAAGAGAAACGAACUGUUGCAACAACUUUUGAAAGAUCAAGACGAUGAGAGAAAAGUACAGGAACAACACUGUAAGCCGCAAAGGGAAGAAGAUUCUCUGUUACGAAAUCUUGGUUUUCGGAACACCACGCCAUCACCGUCUCAAUCGGGUGACAACAUUGGGCACAGUUCCAGCCAGGUUGGUCAGAAGAGACCCGGCGAAGAUGGCGACUUGAACAUAGCCGCGAAGCGACCUAUGGAUGGGUCUCAUCAAGUUUCUUCUUCCGGCACGUCUACGAAUGCGACCAGCAAACUCUGGGAGAGGAAUAAAAUGUUAGCUUCGUUGUUGGCUAAGCAGCCUCCUCAGCCAACCACAAUACCGCCAAUACCUGCAUCUGUGAUAUCGGCAACACCACAAGAUAAGCUGGUUCGCAUAGGAUUGAAAUCGCAACAGCCACAGCCACAAACACAGUCUCAAUCGCAGCAACAACAGCAGCAGCAGCAGCAGCAGCAACAACAGCAGCAGCAGCAGCAACAACAGCAACAGCAGCAGCAGCAGCAGCAGCAACAACAACAGCAGCAACAGCAGCAGCAACCUUGGACAGGUAGCAGUAUGCAGUCGGUCGGUGGCAAUAAUACGAUUACGACAACCGCAACUUCUGCACGAACACCGCUCCAAACACAGUCGAGACAACUACCUCAUCGUCAAACAACCAAUACCUACCUCACUCAUAUGCUAAGUCAGCAACAAAGACCUCAAAUGGGUCAAAUGGAUUCGGAAUUUACGAGCAGCGGAGAGUAUCGUCAAACGAGCACGGAUCUUAAUACUUGGGAUAAUCAGUCGUCGGAUCCCGAUCUUUCCGAUAUUUUAGAUCAAGUUAUCGAGUUCGUUCCGGACGAAGCUAUUACAGAUUCGUCUGCGAUAGCAAAUCUCCUAGAUGUAACCGAAGCGCCGCAAAACAACGCGAUGAACGAGACGAUGGCGAUAAACGCGAUACAGAAGUCGUUGAUGUUAUGCGAGACUGCCGUAAAUCCAACGUCUUCCACCAUAACAAUUCCUAGCACGCCUCCAGCUUAUUCCACCGCAUUGGGUACCACACCCGUAACGACGAGUCAUAGUUACCAGCCACCUCCUAUGUAUCAGCAACAACCGAGGAUGAGGUUUAACACGCAACCGGGGAUCAGGCAGACGACUGCUCAAUUUACGCAACAGCAACAAUUACAAUUGCAACAACAACGGACGAAAUUGAUACAGCAGCAGCAGCAACAGCAACAACAAUUGAAACAGAGGUUGCUGCAACAACAACAGCAACAGCAAUUACUCAUUCCUUCCAAUGCUACAGCUCCGGAACAAAUUACUACCAUUCACAAUAUCGAUAAUCUUCUGAAUAAUACUGUUGCGCCAAACGUAUCGUUACAGCGGUCGAGUGUACCAGAUUCACAAGUGUCUCCAGGUUAUGGGGGAUCCGUCCAAAUGCCUUCCGGUCACCGACUUGCACAUUCUUAUUCUCAUCCUUCAACGUUACCACAACACCCUAUCGUAAACAGUAAUUUUAACAGUGGUCAACAAGUGUCUGCGGCAGCACGACUCUCGCCUCAUUCUUCCGCUGGUAUUUUGUCAUUUUCGCAUCCGCAACCGUUGUCACCACGUGUGACGCAAGGCAACUAUGGUAAUACCCCGAGAUUAUUCACCGUUAACCAGGUGAGAACGCAGCAACAAUCUACCGCCCAGCAACAAUUGCAACAACAACAGAGAUCGAUGCCGUCACCAGGGACUCCGGCAUCUGCUCGGCAAUCUCCGUUUCCGGCGGAAACUUUCCCUCCACCCACAUCUCCCACCGCUACCCAAUUUCCACCUGGCCCUAACCCUGGUGCUCCGAAUCCUUCUGCCCAAUAUCGAUUGCAACGGACCACGUCUACACCUUCGGCCACGACUCAAUUGCCAGGUGGGGUAGGUUCGCCCCGGCACUACGGCGGAGUGAGUAAGGAACAACCCCUUCUUUCACCUAGUCAUCCACAUUCGGGUUGCAACCCGGCAACACCGACUCAUAAUCAACACAACGUAACGAAUACCCAACAACACUUCUCCAAUCAACAACAUUCUUCUAUGAUAUACCACACCGCCAAUACUAUCAACACAGCUGACAUGCAGAACAAUCAGUUCUGUUACGAUCGGACGACUGUUCCACUAUAUUCGUCAGGGCCUGGGGACACGCAGGACGCCAGGCCUUUGCCUCCCGGUAAUCCUGUCAAUCACCAAUUGGGUGGUAAGUCAUAUGACCACUUAAUGUCAUGUGACCAUCACUUCGUCAUCAUCACACCCCCUUCCGUAUACGCCCUUCUUCUCUGUAUCUAAAGUACCCCCCCUCUC
Messenger RNA from Apis florea (little honeybee), 3554 nucleotides. RefSeq lists its product as uncharacterized. Lineage: Eukaryota; Metazoa; Arthropoda; Insecta; Hymenoptera; Apidae. The record is from RefSeq and is a predicted model, not a curated record. Gene Ontology annotation, cellular component: nucleus. Gene Ontology annotation, biological process: cellular response to hormone stimulus; positive regulation of transcription by RNA polymerase II. Gene Ontology annotation, molecular function: protein dimerization activity; nuclear receptor binding.